Messenger RNA from Myxocyprinus asiaticus (Chinese sucker), 2336 nucleotides. Its product is annotated as ubiquitin domain-containing protein 2-like. The record is from RefSeq and is a predicted model, not a curated record. The transcript is spliced from 3 exons. Lineage: Eukaryota; Metazoa; Chordata; Actinopteri; Cypriniformes; Catostomidae. Gene Ontology annotation, molecular function: protein binding. The coding region runs from base 16 to 990 and encodes 324 amino acids.
GCAUUUCUGGGCAUCAUGACUUUAUGCAUCCUUUUUGGCCCAUAUUGGCACUUUCCGCGUCAGCUGAAUGUUGUCUAUGUAGGAAGCUCACUAGGUUUUAAGACACCACCGUUAAGUGUGAACAAAUAUACCCUCUCCGCCUCUCUCCAGCUGAUGCCCGCGCCCUGUCAAUCUCUAUCCCAGCAGAGAGAGAACGAACGAACGAACGAACGAACGAACGAACCAGAGCGGGUCUGCGGGGGGAAGAGACGCUCCGUGAAAACAUCCAUGGGUGGCUGUGUGGGCAGUCAUCGUGAUUCUUCAGGCAGUUUAAACGAAAACUCGGACGGAACCGGAGUUGCACUGGGGCGAAACCAGCCCCUGAAGAGAGAGAAGCCCAAAUGGAAGAGCGACUACCCAAUGACCGACGGUCAGCUACGCAGCAAGCGUGAUGAAUUUUGGGAUACGGCACCGGCAUUUGAAGGCCGUAAGGAAAUCUGGGAUGCGCUCAAGGCAGCUGCCCAGGCCUUUGAGAGCAACGACCACGAGCUCGCUCAAGCCAUUAUUGAUGGCGCCAGCAUAACAUUACCACACGGUGCUCUGACCGAAUGCUACGAUGAGCUGGGGAACCGCUACCAGCUGCCUGUCUACUGCCUUUCCCCUCCCGUCAAUAUGAUCGAGGAGAAGAGCGAGCUGGAGACCAUUGAGGUCCCAGAAGCUCCAGUCAGCGAGGGCCAGGAGUGCCAGUUACGCCUGCGUCUCUCGACGGGCCAGGAUCUACGCCUGGCUGUCCGCACCAGCGACAACGUCCAGCAGAUGAAGCGCCGUCUGCAGGGCCAGGAGGGCGUGGCGGCCAGCACCCAGCGCUGGUUCUUCUCAGGCCGACCACUCACCGACAAGAUGAAGCUGGAAGACCUGAAGAUCUCCAGAGACUAUGUGGUCCAGGUGAUCGUCAGCCAGCCCCCAACAAACCCACCACUGCCGCAGAACCCCACACCUGUGGAAAACUAAUGCCUCGCUGGGAUUGUUCUGAAAUCUGACUAAAUUGUUUGUGUGGGCCGCAAGAUCUUUGAGGGUCUUUGAUUCGGGAUUGGCCGUUCUUGAUUCUAGAGAGAAAAUCUCUAGAGGUUUCUCACUUCAAACACUCACUGCCUUUGAUCUGACUUGCUCCAGCUUUUCUCACGAUGUUGAGACUCCAAUUUUAUGGUUUAAAGCCUCAGGUUUGGGAAACUGGAGCCAUGGCCAAGAAAGGUCCAUGGUUUUGGUGAGGGAAACUAAAUAGUAAUGGAUCUGCCUAAUAUUUGUUAAUUUGAUGCUUAUGGAGUUUUACACUCCAUAUUUGUUACCAUUUUCUUGUGAUGAGAGAAUAUGUCUGCAAGGCAGACCGAAUGUGUGGACCUACCAGUGUCUGUCAGAGCUUGAAAUCUGAAACUGAGAGACUGGAGGCCAAUGAGACUUUUAAACAGCCGCUGUUGGAUUUCAACUAAACGGAUCAUCACUUGUUGGACUGUUUUAUAAUGUUAGUUUUUAUUAGAAACUCUGUAACCAAAAAUAUAUACAGAAUUUUAAGAAGAGGAGGGCUGUUACUGUACAUGUCAUUUUUGGGGGGGUUGGGGGGGGGUAUUCCGUCUCUUCUUCAGAUAACCUUUAACUUUCUUAAAUUCUGUAAACAACUCACAACUUAUUUAGCCUUUUAAUUUCAAAAUGAGGGGAAGUUUUUUUCUGUCAUAUACAGUAGGUUAGUAGAUCAGCUGUUUGAACUUUGCCUCAUUUUGGGAAAUGUGCUUUAGUAGAGAAAUGGCAAUCAUCACAUUUUUGCUUAUUGCAUUUAACCCUGAAGACAUUUUUAUCAAAAAUCCUCCACUAAAUACAUUUGACUCUCUACUGUGUCAGCACAAAAGUGUGAAAUUGGUGUCGUGGGAACAUUUCAGUCAUUACCUGCGCAACCAUUUAGAUUCCAUGUAAUUCGAGGCACUUUUAAGAAUUUAUUCAGCCAUGGCGCUACGGUUUUCCUCCCACAUCCUGAGGAUACAUAACAGGAGUGAUGUGUUAGAAGGGUGUAAUCUUGUUAUAAAUGUGUAUUUGUGUGGAUGGGGAAGCCAAGAGCAAGUUAUUUUAUACAAACAGAAGAUAUCUGUUUGGCUACAUACACCUCCUACACUAUGAACUGUGCAGUGUGAACAAAUGUGGAUGGGGAGGGGAUGAGAUCCAUGGCUGAUGUCUUUGGCCACCAUGGGAAUAGGUGUCAACUGAAUGUAGCUGUUCAUUUGGAAUGAAAACAUUCUCAUAAUUUACUCUAUAGCUGUAUGUUUUUUUUUUUUAAUAUAUAUAUAUAUAUAUAUAUAUAUAUAUAUAUA